This is a messenger RNA of Dipodomys ordii (Ord's kangaroo rat), 9538 nucleotides long. It is a transcript of the gene Lama1, whose product is annotated as laminin, alpha 1. Gene Ontology annotation, cellular component: basement membrane. The record is from RefSeq and is a predicted model, not a curated record. Lineage: Eukaryota; Metazoa; Chordata; Mammalia; Rodentia; Heteromyidae. Bases 1 to 9339 code for a protein of 3112 amino acids. Gene Ontology annotation, molecular function: extracellular matrix structural constituent; signaling receptor binding. The transcript is spliced from 63 exons. Gene Ontology annotation, biological process: regulation of embryonic development; camera-type eye development; regulation of cell migration.
AUGGUACUGAAACUGAGAAAGCAUAGCACCCUCAAUACCAGCAAGAAGUGCUCCAAGAUUAUUGAAAUAAUCAAAAGGGACAAUCAAAGAUCUGUCUUUGAUUCAUUAUGGUUAAGGGUGUUGUCUGCUGUUAUCCGUAAAGUGAAAGAUCCUGCAAAAGGUCUGUUUCCUGCCAUUCUCAAUCUGGCCAGCAAUGCUCACAUCAGUGCCAAUGCCACCUGUGGGGAGAAAGGGCCUGAGAUGUACUGCAAACUUGUGGAGCACGUGCCUGGCCGGCCAGUGCGGAAUGCCCAGUGCCGGGUCUGUGACAGCAACAGCACCAACCCCAGAGAAAGCCACCCAAUAGCACAUGCAAUAGAUGGCACCAAUAACUGGUGGCAAAGUCCCAGUAUUCAAAAUGGGAGAGAAUACCACUGGGUUACCAUCACUCUGGACUUACGACAGGUCUUUCAAGUCGCAUAUGUCAUCGUUAAAGCAGCCAAUGCUCCCCGCCCGGGAAACUGGAUUUUGGAGCGUUCUGUGGAUGGCAUCACGUUCAGCCCCUGGCAGUACUACGCAGUCAGCGACUCUGAGUGCUUGACCCGCUACAACAUAAUUCCCAGACGAGGGCCACCCACUUACAGAGCAGAUGAUGAAGUGAUUUGCACCUCCUAUUAUUCCAGACUGGUCCCACUGGAGCACGGGGAGAUUCAUACAUCCCUCAUCAAUGGCAGACCGAGCGCUGACGACCUCUCUCCCAAACUGCUGGAGUUCACCUCUGCACGAUACAUCCGCCUGCGCUUACAGCGCAUCCGGACGCUCAACGCCGAUCUCAUGACCCUCAGCCACCGGGACCCCAGAGACCUCGAUCCGAUUGUCACAAGAAGGUAUUACUACUCAAUAAAAGACAUAUCUGUUGGAGGGAUGUGUAUUUGCUAUGGCCAUGCUAGUAGCUGCCCCUGGGAUGAAACUGCAAAGCAACUACGAUGCCAAUGUGAGCAUAAUACAUGUGGGGAGAGCUGUGACCGGUGCUGCCCUGGGUACCAUCAGCAGCCCUGGAGGCCUGGCACUAUUUCUUCUGGUAACACUUGUGAAGAAUGUAAUUGUCAUAAUAAAGCCAAAGACUGCUACUAUGAUGAGAAUAUUGCAAAGCAGAAGAGGAGUUUGAACACUUCCGGGAAGUUCGAGGGAGGAGGUGUUUGCAUUGAUUGCCAGCAGAACACCACGGGCAUCAACUGUGAGACGUGCAUCGAUGGAUACUACCGGCCACACAAAAUAUCUCCUUAUGAGAAUGAGCCCUGCCGUCCUUGUGACUGUCACCCUGUGGGGUCCCUCAGCUCUGUUUGCAUCAAAGAUGAUCUCCAUUCUGACAUACACAGUGGGAAAUGGCCAGGCCAGUGCCCUUGUAAGGAAGGCUAUGCAGGAGAGAAAUGUGAUCGCUGCCAGUUUGGCUAUCGGGGUUUCCCCAACUGUGUCCGCUGCGAGUGCAAUCUGGCUGGCAGUGUGAAUGAUGACCCGUGCACAGAGCCGUGUCUGUGUAAGGAAAAUGUUGAGGGGGAAACCUGCGAUCGCUGUAAGCCAGGAUUCUAUAACUUGAAGGAAGGAGACCCCCAGGGCUGCACCGAGUGCUUCUGCUUCGGCGUCUCUGAUGUCUGUGACAGCCUUUCUUGGUCCUUUGGUCAGGUGAGCAAUAUGUCGGGGUGGUUGAUCACAGAUUUGAUCAGUCCACAUAAGAUCCAGUCUCAACAGGAUGAGCUGGGUGGACGACAGCAGAUAAGCAUCAAUAACACUGCAGUCAUGAAGAGACUGGCUCCCAAGUAUUAUUGGUCAGCCCCUGAGACCUAUCUUGGAAAUAAGCUGACUGCCUAUGGUGGCUUCCUGAAAUACACAGUUUCCUACGACAUUCCAGCGGAUACAGUAGAUGAUGACCUCAUGUCUCAUGCUGACAUCAUCAUUAAGGGAAAUGGACUCACUCUAAGUACACAGGCUGAGGGCCUCUCAUUGCAACCCUAUGAAGAGUAUUUCAACGUGGUUAGACUUGUGCCUGAGAACUUCCGAGACUUUAAUAACAGAAAAGAGAUUGAUCGCGACCAGCUCAUGACCGUCCUUGCCAAUGUGACACAUCUCUUGAUUAGAGCCAACUACAAUUCUGCAAAAAUGGCUCUUUACAGGUUGAAUUCUGUCUCUUUGGACACAGCAAACCAGAAUGCUAUAGACUUGGCAACAGCCACCGAUGUGGAGCACUGUGAAUGUCCCCAAGGCUACAUGGGCACGUCCUGUGAGACCUGCAUCCCUGGCUACUAUCGUGUGGAUGGAAUACUCUUUGGAGGAAUCUGUCAGCCAUGUGAAUGCCAUGGCCAUGCAUCUGAAUGUGACAUUCAUGGAGUUUGCUUUGCUUGUGCACACAACACCACUGGAGACCAGUGUGAGCAGUGCCUGCCAGGCUUCUAUGGGGUGCCUUCAAGAGGAACUGCUGAGGACUGCCAGCCGUGUGCCUGCCCGCUUUCCACAGCCUCCAACAAUUUCAGCCCCACCUGCCACCUCACCAAUGAAGAUGAAGUGCUCUGUGACCAGUGUGCCCCAGGCUACUCGGGAACUUGGUGUGAGAGAUGUGCAGACGGUUACUAUGGAAACCCAACAGUGCCCGGGGAAACUUGUGUGCCCUGCGACUGCAAUGGCAAUGUGGACCUCUCUGAGGCUGGUCACUGUGACUCGGUCACUGGGGAAUGCCUGAAGUGUUUGGGAAACACGGACGGUGCCCACUGUGAAAGGUGUGCAGAUGGGUUCUACGGAGAUGCCGUGACUGCCAAAAAUUGUCGUGCCUGUGACUGCCAUGAAAACGGCUCCCUUUCUGGUGUGUGCAACAUUGACACUGGACUGUGUGACUGCAAAGCUCACGUGACUGGACAGCAGUGUGACCAGUGCCUGCCUGGCUAUUAUGGGUUGGACUCGGGGCAUGGCUGCCAGCCCUGUAACUGCAGUGUGACGGGCUCUAUGUCAGAUGAUUGCACGGAUGAAGGUCAAUGUCACUGUGUACCAGGUGUAGCUGGGAAAAAGUGUGACAGGUGUUCCCAUGGCUUCUUUGGCUACCAGGAUGGUCGCUGUACACCCUGUGACUGCGCUCAUACUCACCAUACCUGCGAUCCUGAAUCUGGAAAAUGCCUGUGCCCUCCUCAUACCCGGGGUCCCAAAUGUGAGGAGUGUGAGGAUGGGUACUGGGGCCUGGACGUGGAAAGAGGAUGCCAGGCAUGCAAUUGCAGCCAUGAGGGCUCCACCAGUUCCCAGUGCAAUGUGCUGUCUGGCCAGUGCCACUGCAAGCCUGAGUUUGAUGGACACAACUGUGAUCAGUGCUCCUUGGGCUACAGAGACUUUCCUGACUGUAUUUCCUGUAACUGCGACCUGAGGGGCACACAGGCUGACACCUGCGACCCAGAACAGGGUCUCUGCAGCUGUGCAGAGAAAACAGGUGCCUGCACCUGCAAGGACAAUGUCUUUGGCCUCCAGUGCAGUGAAUGUCGAGCAGGCACCUUCGGCCUGCAUGCUGACGACCCCCUGGGAUGCACCCCCUGCUUCUGCUUUGGAUUGUCACAGCUCUGCUCGGAGUUGGAGGGCUACGUGAGGACCCCAGUAACGCUGGCCUCCGAUCAGCCUCUUCUGCGUGUGGUAUCACAGAGUGAUCUGUGGGGCACAACCAAGGGUGUGCAUUUCCAGGCCCCUGAUGUCUUGCUGGAUGCCGUGACUGUCCGUCAGCAUGUCCACUCAGAGCCAUUCUACUGGCGACUGCCAAAGCACUUCCAAGGAGACCAGCUCCUGGCCUAUGGAGGCAAAUUGCGGUACAGUGUGGCCUUCUACUCUUCGACUGGUACGGGCACCUCCAAUUAUGAGCCUCAAGUUCUCAUCAAAGGAGGCCGGGCCCGGAAGCACGUCAUCUACAUGGACGAGCCAGCCCCAGAGAAUGGAGUGCGGCAAGACCGAGUGGUGGCCAUGCACGAGAAUUUUUGGAAAUAUUUUAACUCUGUUUCUGAAAAGCCUGUCACCCGCUCAGACUUCAUGUCUGUUCUCAGCAAUAUUGAGUACAUCCUCAUCAAGGCAUCCUACGGGCAUGGACUGCAGCAAAGCAGAAUCUCAAAUAUUUCAAUGGAGGUUGGCAGAAAGGCUGGGGAUCUACAUCCCAGGGGGGAGUCAGCCUCUCGAUUAGAGAGCUGCAUCUGUCCUCCAGGCACCACUGGAUUCUCAUGCCAGGACUGUGCCCCUGGGUACCACAGAGGGAAGCUUCCAGAAGAUGGUGGCAGAGGACCUCCCCCUCUGCUUGCUCCCUGUGUGCCCUGCAGCUGCAACAACCACAGUGACUCCUGUGACCCAGAAACUGGGAAGUGUCUGAACUGCCGUGCUAACACAGCUGGUGACCACUGUGAUGUGUGUGCCCCUGGCUACUAUGGGACAGUAACAGGCUCCCCACAGGACUGCUCUCCAUGUGCCUGUCCUCACCACCCCCCUGCCAGUUUCAGUCCCACCUGUGUGCCGGAGGGUGCUGGUGGCUUCCGUUGUGAUGCCUGUGUCCCAGGCCACGAAGGACAAUUCUGUGAAAGGUGCUCCACAGGCUACCAUGGCAACCCUCAAGUGCCGGGCGGCAGCUGUCAGAAGUGUGACUGCAACCCACACGGCUCCAUUCACAGUGACUGUGACCGUACAUCCGGCCAGUGUGUCUGCAAACCAGGGGCCGCUGGGCUCCGAUGUGAGGAAUGCCAGCCGAGGCACAUGCUGGUGGAGAGCCACUGUGUUUCUUGUGAUGAUGAGUGUAUAGGUGUGCUGCUGAAUGACUUGGAUAAUGUUGGUGAUGCCAUUCUCUCUGUGAACCUCACUGGCAUUUUCCCUGCUCCAUAUGGAAUUUUAUCAGACCUGGAAAACAAGACUCGGUAUUUCCAGGAGUCCUUAUUUAAAAAAUACACUCAAAAGAAUCAGACAGAAAUCCAGCUUGAUGGUGUUGUAGAAGAGAUAGACAACCUACAAAAGGAGCUCACUAGAGUGUUGACAAGCAGCGAGCAGGUGAACAUGGCAACAGAGAGAAUCCUCAAUGAGAGUCAAGAUUUGGCCACAUCCAUUGAGCUGCUGCUGAGAAACAGCAAAGAAAUCCUUGAAAAGGCAGCAACUUUAAACCAGACUAUGGAUGGAGAUUUCCAGCCACCCAGUUCUAUUCUUCAAAAUCUGCAACAGAAUAUUUCAUCUUUGCUGGAAGGGAUUCGGAAAAGGAGUUUCACUCAGUUGCUUGAAAAUGUUACCCAUGAACUCAAGGCUGCUGAAGACUUACUGUCACAAAUUCAGAAAAAUUUCCAGAAGCCACAGAAACAGUUGGAAGUGUUAAUGCAAACAGCCAGCCGCCUCCUUUCGAAGCACAGCAGUGAACUGCAGGCUGUGGAUGAGCUUCUGAGGGAAGCAGAGACCAAGACCCAGGAGAGCAACCGCCUGCUGCACAUCGUCAAGGCCAACCUGGGAAAAUUCAGUAACGAAAAGCUGCGUGUUCAAGAAGAGCAAAAUGUGACCUCAGAAUUGGUUGUCGAAGGAAGAGGGCUGGUGGAUGCAGCCACUACACAGGCAGAUACUACAAAAAAUCUUCUAGCUGAGCUGGAGCAGCACUGGAACGAGGUCCUCCUGUGGACUGCCAAAAUCAGGCACCAUGUAGACAAUCUGGUCAUGCAGAUGUCAAAAAGGAAAGCAAUUGACCUUGUGCACAGAGCUGAAUAUCAUGCCACUGAGCUCCAAAGUCUAGCAGGUGCUCUGGACAGUGCCCUUGAAAACGUCAGAGAUGUAUCCCUGAAUGCAACCAGUGCAGCCCAUGUGUAUUCCAACAUUCAGAAUCUGCUGGAACAAUCAGAGAAACUAGCCAAAGAUGCGCAUAACACUGGGAAUAAAACCAGCCAGGUUGCAGAAUCUCUUGCUUCUCGCAGCAAAGCGGCUCUGCAGCGCAGUUCCAGGUUUCUAAAGGAAAGCAACAGCCUUAGUGGAAAGCAGCAAGGUGUUACAUUGGGGCUGAGUGAAAUGAAAAAUAUGACAAACCGAUUUCAAGAGACUACAGAUAAAAUUGCCAGGCAGACCAAUGCAUCUCUCUUGAUACUUAGAGCAAUUCCUGAAGACCUGAGAGACAAAAGAAGCAAAACAGAAGAGUUGGCCUCAUCUGCCAACCACAGUGCAGGGACAACAUUACAGGAAGUGCUGAAACUGAGCCGGAAGCUGUUUGCCACCUCCACUGACCUGUCCAGAGUGAACCUGACAUUACAAGAGACAAAGGAACUCCUGCAGGACUCCUCCAUGACUACUCUGCUAGCUGGAAGGAAAGUUAAAGACAUGGAAACACAAGCCAACCUUCUGUGGAAUCGGUUAAAGCCUUUGAAGACUUUAGAAGAGAACCUGAGUAGAAACCUAUCAGAAAUUAAAUUGCUAAUCAGCCAGGCCCGGAAACAGGCAGCUUCAAUCAAAGUUGCGGUGGCUGCAGAUCGAGACUGUAUCCGGGCCUACCAGCCUCAGAUUUCUUCUACCAACUAUAACAACUUGACCCUGAAUGUUAAGACGCAGGAACCUGACAAUCUUCUCUUCUACCUUGGCAGCAGCAGCGGUUCUGACUUCUUGGCAGUGGAGAUGCGGCGGGGGAAAGUAGCCUUCCUCUGGGAUCUGGGCUCUGGAUCCACAAGGUUGGAAUUCCCGGAUGUCCUCAUCAAUGACGACAGGUGGUACAGCAUCCACAUAACCAGGUUUGGAAACCUUGGAUCACUGAGUGUAAAGGAAAUGAGCUCAACUCAAAACCCACCAAUGAAAACCAGCAAAUCCCCGGGGACGGCUAAUGUUCUAGACAUAAAUAAUUCAACGCGGAUGUUUGUUGGAGGACUCGGAGGGCAAAUCAAGAAAUCUUCUGCUGUGAAGGUCACUCAUUUUAAAGGCUGCAUGGGAGAGGCCUUCCUGAAUGGCAAGUCCAUCGGCCUGUGGAAUUACAUCGAAAGAGAAGGAACGUGCCAUGGCUGCUUCGGAAGUUCCCAGAAUGAAGAUGGCUCCUUCCACUUUGAUGGGAAUGGAUAUUCUGUCGUGGAGAAGACGCUCCGCACCACUGUGACCCAGAUAGUCAUGCUCUUUAGUACCUUCUCACCCAAUGGACUGCUUCUUUACCUGGCUUCCAAUGGCACCAAAGACUUCUUGUCCAUCGAGCUGGUCCACGGCAGAGUUAAAGUUAUGGUUGACCUGGGUUCAGGACCUCUCACUCUCAUUACAGACAGACGGUAUAACAAUGGAACCUGGUACAGAAUUGCCUUCCAGAGAAACCGAAAGCAAGGACUGCUAUCUGUUUUUGAUACCUAUGACUCUAGUGACAAAGAGACCAAGCAAGGUGAAACUCCAGGAGCAUCUUCAGAUCUCAAUCGACUAGAAAAGGAUCUGAUUUAUGUGGGUGGAUUACCUCGGUCAAGACUGGUAAGGAAGGGUGUCACCAGCCAAAGCUAUGUAGGCUGUAUCAAGAACCUGGAAAUAGGAAGGUCGUCGUUUGAUUUGCUCCGCAGUUCCUAUGGAGUAAGGAAAGGCUGUGUGCUGGAGCCGAUUCGAAGUGUCAGCUUCCUGAGAGGUGGCUACAUUGAGUUGCCACCCAAGCCUUUAUCACCAGAAUCAGAGUUUCUGGUCACAUUUGCCACCAAGAACAGCAGCGGCAUCAUCCUGGCGGCUCUGGGCAAGGAUGUCGAGGGGCUGCUAAGGCCAUGGGUGAGUAGCCACUGUCCCUUCUAUGCCAUCCUGCUAAAUGAAGGCCACGUUGAAGUACACAUCAGCCUUGGGAAUGGAGGCAGCCUGAGGAAGGCCCUGCUGCACGCGCCCAGGGGCUCGCUGGACGACGGGGAAGAACACUCUAUCUCCUUGGUUCGGAAUCGGAGAAUUAUCACUGUGCAAUUAGAUGAGAACAACCCAGUAGAAAUCCGGCUGGGCUCCCUAGUAGAAAACAGGACACUGAAUAUGUCACACAUGUACGUAGGAGGCCUUCCUGAGGGCGAGGAUACAUCCGUAUUCAAAAUGCGGCGCUCAUUCCAUGGCUGUAUCAAAAACCUGGUUUUUGAUCUGGAACUUGUGGAUUUCACCCGUGCAAAGGACUAUGAGACAGCAAACCUGGGCACCUGCUUGCUUAUAGAAAGGCCCAGGUCAGCCCUUCAUGGAGAGGAUAAUGAGGUCCCACCAGAGCCCCCAACUUUACCACAACCUAGCCAGUGUGCGGCGGACGUAACUUCAGGCUACGUUUCUGGUGCUCACCAGUUUGGCCUCUCACAGAGCAGCCAUUUGGUGUUGCCUUUCAACCAGUCAGCUGUGAGAAAGAGGCUCCUGGUUCAGCUGAGCAUCCGAACGUUUGCCUCUAGUGGUCUCAUCUACCACCUGGCUCAUCAGAACCAAGCAGACUAUGCCACACUGCAAAUCCAUGCUGGCCGCCUCCAUUUCAUGUUUGACCUUGGCAAAGGCCGAACCAGGGUCUCUCACCCUGCGCUGCUCAAUGAUGGCAAGUGGCACACGGUCAAGACCGAGUACUCUAAGAGAAAAGGCUUCUUGACGGUGGAUGGCCAGGAGGCCCCUGCAGUGAGCAUUGUGGGAGAUGGGACCAUGCUGGAUGUGGAAGGAAAGCUGCGCCUGGGAGGCCUCCCUGCUCAGUACAGAGCCAGGAACAUUGGGAACAUCACCCACAGCAUUCCUGCCUGCAUCGGGGAAGUGACCGUUAAUGGCAAGCCUCUGGACAAGGAGAACCCGGAGUCUGCCUUUGCAGUGGGCAGGUGCCAUGAGGUGGCCCAGGAAGGGACUUUCUUUGAAGGAAGUGGCUAUGCAGCUCUUGUUGAAGAAGGCUACAGAGUCCGAUCAGAUUUAAACAUCACAUUCGAGUUCCGUACUGCUUCCGAGAAUGGCGUUCUCCUGGGGAUCAGCAGUGCGAAGGUGGAUGCCAUCGGCCUGGAGAUUGUAGAUGGCAAGCUGUUGUUUCAUGUCAACAAUGGUGCGGGAAGGAUUACAGCCACCUACAAACCGAAAGCUGGCAGGACUCUCUGUGAUGGGAAAUGGCACAUGCUUCAGGCCAACAAAAGCAAGCACCGAAUCAUGCUGAUUGUCGAUGGGGAAGCUGUUGGUGCAGAAAGUCCUCACACCCAGUCCACCUCUGCAGACACCCACAACCCCAUUUACGUGGGUGGCUACCCAGCUAAUGUCAAGCAAAAUUGCCUGAGCAGCCGGGCCUCAUUCCGGGGCUGUCUGAGGAAGCUCACUCUGACCAAGGGCCCCCAGGUGCAGACCUAUGACUUCAGCAGAGCCUUUGACCAACAUGGAGUUUUCCCUCAUUCCUGUCCUGGGCCCGAGCCCUGAACUUGUGGCCGUACCAUUACUUGAAACCAUUGCUAAUGGUCUGAGGAGAAAUAUUUGUGUGAAUUCAAAUCUCUUCCAUUCAUAUUUCAUUUCUGACUCAGGUUGUUUCCAGAAAUGUUGUGUUUAGGUUAAAACCACAUGUACAACAGAUACCUCUAUUAAACAGUCUAAAGUGUAAAUUGAAUUCAUUGGUUCUCAU